AUAAAAAAAAUAUUCUCAUAAAAUAAUCACACUCAAAGAUUGUGAUGUGGAACAAAAGAAACAACGAACUAGUAUUGUUACAAGUUGAAUACAAUCUUGCAUGAGUCCGAGAGAAUUGGAUCUAAAACAUCACUGAAAUGUUAUAUGAUAUGAACUUUAGCCAAAAUGAUUGCGCGCCGUUUCAAGUGCAUGAGCGCUAGUAAGUCGUCUCCAAGCAAAACUUAGUGCUACAAAAGGACUCUCCCUUUGAACCUAACAGCCACCACCACCCUCUUGCUAUCACAAUACGAAACACAUGUUCUUCCUCUCUUGCAGAAAAAUCAUGAUCACUAUCCUACUUUUCUUGCUUUCUUUUGGAUUCAGCAAUGGUGCCAAUGUGAGAUCCUCAGAAGGGAGGAUAGGGCAGUGGCAACUGCUCCUUAACAAUACUGGCGUGGUUGGCAUGCAUAUGGCUUUAACCUACAAAAACACAGUCAUAAUGUUUGACCAAACUGGAGCAGGCAAAUCCAGUUACCAACUUCGCAGACGGUUCAAUGGAAGCAGGUGCACCACAAGCAACCACGAUUUGAUGGAUUCCACAUGCUAUGCUCAUUCUGUGGAGUAUGAUAUCAGUACCAACAAAGUGAGACCUCUGAGGCUUGACACUGAUCCUUGGUGCUCCUCAGGUUCAUUCCUAAGUAAUGGUACACUCUUACAAACCGGUGGAUAUGAAAGAGGUGCCAAAAGGAUCAGACUCUAUAGGCCAUGUGGGAAUCACCAAUGUGACUGGAUACAAUCAAAGAAAUCACUAUCUGAUGAGAGGUGGUAUGCUUCGAGUCAGAUACUACCAGAACAUGAUAGAGUGGUGGUUGUUGGAGGAAGAAGAGUUUUCACAUAUGAAUUUGUACCAAAAACUAGUCCCGGAGAAAAAUCCUUUGAGCUUCCAUUCUUGCACCAUACCAAUGACAGAAAUGCAGGAGGGAACAACCUCUAUCCCUUCCUUCACCUCUCAUCAGAUGGAAACUUGUUCGUCUUCGCCAACCGUGAUUCCAUCCUACUCAACUUGAGAAGGAACAAAGUGAUCAAGACCUUCCCUAGAAUUCCAGGACAAGGGUCAAGAAACUACCCUAGCUCAGGCUCAUCCGUGUUACUCCCAUUGGACCAUAGAGACAACUUCACAAAGGCUGAAGUCAUGGUGUGUGGAGGUUCAUCCACAGGAGCACUUAAAGCUGCUGGUGGGGGAAGAUUCUUGCAAGGCUUAAGAUCAUGUGGUAGGAUGGUGAUCUCAGGGAACAAACACAAGUGGGAUAUGGACUACAUGCCCCAACCACGUCUCCUACAUGACAUGCUGAUUCUCCCUAAUGGUAAAAUCUUGAUCAUAAAUGGGGCUAAACAAGGGUGUGCAGGAUAUGACAAUGCUAGAAACGCUUCUCUUGAGCCUUAUCUUUAUAGCCCUAAAAAAAAACUAGGAAAAAGGUUCACAGUCCUCAAGUCAACCAAGAUAGCUAGAAUGUAUCACUCAUCAGCAACUCUUCUUCCUGAUGGGAGGGUCUUGGUUGCAGGUGGUAACCCUCAUGGGAGGUACACUUUUAACAAUGUGGCAUACCCAACUGAACUUAGACUUCAAGCAUUUGUUCCAUACUAUAUGGAAAGGAGGUACCAUAACUUGAGGCCUAGUAACUUGACCAUAGAAUAUGGACAUGGUGGUGAGAGCCAUGCAAUUGGGUAUGGGAAUGAGUUUAGAGUUAGGUUCUGGCUGGGGAAGGGGCCAAGCAAUGAGGUGGGGUUCAGUGCCUAUGCACCACCGUUUACCACACAUUCCUUUGCGAUGAAUCAGAGGAUGCUGAAGCUGAGGUGCAAGAGCUUGGGGAGAAGUGGUGAUGGGUGGGUUGUUGCAGUCUUAGAAGCCCCACCAUCACCCCAUGUUGCACCUUCUGGUUAUUACUUGCUCACGGUUGUGAAUGGUGCAAUUCCAAGCGUGUCUCUUUGGGUUCAGUUUGCACACGCCUUGGCUUAAUGUCUUUGUUCAAUACUUCAGUUCCAGUGUACUGAUUAAGGAAGAAAUUUUCUUAUAACGAAUUAAAAGCUUUUAGAUCACAAUUGUAUGCCUACAAAAUAAUUUGACGAGGAGUAUAUACACAGAGUGGGGUAUGUUGCAGACUCGUAGUUUCUUUUUUAACACAUCACCAUUAUUUGAUAAGGCUAUACAAGAGAUCUCUACUUGAAUGAGACUAAUGUAGAAUGAAAGUUUAUUUUUUAUUUUUCGUCUA
Cajanus cajan (pigeon pea) is the source of this 2249-nucleotide messenger RNA. Its product is annotated as aldehyde oxidase GLOX. Lineage: Eukaryota; Viridiplantae; Streptophyta; Magnoliopsida; Fabales; Fabaceae. The record is from RefSeq and is a predicted model, not a curated record.